Molecule: messenger RNA, 1084 nt
Organism: Pteropus alecto (black flying fox)
Lineage: Eukaryota; Metazoa; Chordata; Mammalia; Chiroptera; Pteropodidae
Gene: NABP2
Product: nucleic acid binding protein 2
Exons: 7
Coding region: 136-768 (210 amino acids)
Biological process (GO): mitotic cell cycle checkpoint signaling; double-strand break repair via homologous recombination; response to ionizing radiation
Cellular component (GO): SOSS complex
Molecular function (GO): DNA binding
Source: RefSeq, a predicted model, not a curated record
UCCGGGAAUAUCCGCACUCCCGCGUUCCAUCAAGCGGCAUCCGGCAGCAGCGGGGCCUGUGGCUCCCCCUGCGGGCGGCUCAGCAGCAUACACUGUCCAGCCGUCUGCCUGGUGGGGUGCUGAGGCUCGGGCAGCAUGACGACGGAGACUUUCGUGAAGGAUAUCAAGCCUGGGCUCAAGAAUCUGAACCUCAUCUUCAUUGUGCUGGAGACAGGCCGAGUGACCAAGACAAAGGACGGUCACGAGGUUCGCACCUGCAAAGUGGCAGACAAAACGGGCAGCAUCAAUAUCUCCGUCUGGGACGACGUGGGCAACCUGAUCCAGCCAGGGGACAUUAUCCGGCUCACCAAAGGGUAUGCUUCAGUGUUCAAAGGUUGUCUGACACUGUACACUGGCCGUGGGGGUGAUCUUCAGAAGAUUGGAGAAUUCUGUAUGGUUUAUUCUGAGGUUCCUAACUUCAGUGAGCCAAAUCCAGAGUACAGUGCCCAGCAGGCACCCAACAAGACGGUACAGGACAACAGCCCUACAGCUCCCCAGCCUACCACCGGAACCCCUGCUGCUUCUCCAGCCUCUGAGAGCCAGAACGGGAAUGGACUGAGCACCCCACCAGGUCCUGGUGGUGGCCCACAUCCCCCUCACACUCCCUCCCAUGCCCCUAGUACCCGAAUUACCCGAAGCCAGCCCAACCACACACCUGCCGGUCCUCCUGGCCCCUCCAAUAACCCUGUCAGUAACGGCAAAGAAACCCGGAGGAGCAGCAAGAGAUAGCAAGACAUUCUCCGUUUCUGCCACCGACCAUAAUCCAAGUGUCUGCUAGAGAACACAGCCUCUGGCUUGGGGGGAAAGGAGUAAGUAGUAUUUUAGCCACUAAACUUCACUGGAGGGGUGGUGAGCAGUGGCCUUAUCCACCCGAAGCCCAUAAUUGCCCCUUGUCCAGCUAAAGCUGCCUGUCCCCUGGGAUUCAGGGCCCUCUGUUGACCUCCUUCCUCUUUAGAAACGACAGUUACAGUCUGUUUCUUGUGUAUGCAUAUGAUGCAGAAGUCUAAUUGAAUCCCUCCUUCCUAAUAAAUGUUUCCACUCCUUA